Messenger RNA from Lycium ferocissimum, 369 nucleotides. RefSeq names its product 3'-5' exonuclease-like. The coding region runs from base 1 to 369 and encodes 122 amino acids. The transcript has 2 exons. The record is from RefSeq and is a predicted model, not a curated record. NCBI's taxonomy places the organism in Eukaryota, Viridiplantae, Streptophyta, Magnoliopsida, Solanales, Solanaceae. Gene Ontology annotation, cellular component: cytoplasm; nucleus. Gene Ontology annotation, molecular function: 3'-5' exonuclease activity; nucleic acid binding. Gene Ontology annotation, biological process: nucleobase-containing compound metabolic process.
AUGGGGAUUUCAGGUUUGAAAUCACCUGCCUACGAUAGUAGGAGAUUUGCCUUCUGGGCGUUUGUUGGAAUUGGAGUUGAGGGUGAUGUUGAGAAGUUGCUUGAGGAUUAUGAGUUAAGUGUUGGGAAUGCUGUGGAUUUGAGAGGGAUUGCUGCGAAUGCGUAUGAGUCGAGGAAUUUGAGGAAUGCUGGGUUGAAAGAACUUUGUAGUGUUGUGCUUGGGAAAGAGAUUGUGAAGCCUAGAAGUGUUACUAUGGGGAGAUGGGAUUGUGAGUGGUUGAGUUUGGGACAAAUUCAGUAUGGUUGUCUUGAUGCUUUUGUUUCUUUUGAGAUUGGUAGGAGCUUGAAUGUUGCUGCUGCUUCUGGGUAG